This is a messenger RNA of Dentiscutata erythropus, 774 nucleotides long. NCBI's taxonomy places the organism in Eukaryota, Fungi, Glomeromycota, Glomeromycetes, Diversisporales, Gigasporaceae. The record is from the annotation of a GenBank genome assembly.
AUGAAAUAUGCUACAUAUAGAUUUAAAAAAUUUAUUUGUUUAAUUAUUUACUGUUCAUUAAAGGUUUUAUUAAUUGUCAAAGUUUCGUCAGAAGUUGAAAUUUCUCAUAAAGAAGUUUUAGUCUUGUCAGUGGUGCUUAUAGUAAUCGAAAAGUAUGAACUGCCAGAAAAUCUUCAAAAGCAAUUAGAAAAAGCAAUAAAAGAUAUGAAAGAAUCACCAGGAAAAAUCGAUUUUCAAGAAUAUCUUCAAAAAAUUGAAGAUCAACUUAACUGUUUUAAAGAUUUCGAUGAAAAAGCUUUGAAAAUUAAUGAUCUUAAUCAAAUGAUUAAUUUAAAGUUUGAGAUUCUUUCCAGCCUAACCAAUUUAAAAACUGAACUUUUUUUACUGGUUGAGAAAAUGAAAAGUAAUGACUUAGAAAGCAUUCGUCCAAAUGAAAUUAAUUCAAUAGUUAGCAAAAUUGUUAAAUAUUUACCUGAUUGGAUUGAUUGUUGUUCUAAAAUUACUAACAAAUUUAAUGAUCUUAGUAAUUUUAUUAAUACACAAUAUGCAACAAGUAGAUUGCAACUUUUGGAUAUUCAAAAAAGAUUAGAAUUUUGGAAAAAGCUUUCUGAUGAAUUACAAUUAAGUAAAGAAUUAUUGGAAAGUUUUGAAAAAAGGGAAUUAUAUGUCAAAGAAUACUAUCUUAAUUAUUUGGUGGAAAAUUUGACGGAAAUAGGAUGUUUAAUUAAUAAUUUUUGCAAACAAAUCAUAGAUGAAAAGAUUGUAAAAAAUUAA